AUGACGAAGGGUGUCAUCCAAGCAACUGGGAUUGGCCAAAACCUAGAUGAGAAACUUCAGGCAUGCAUUGAGUCAAGGACUCAGGUUUCAGGCCAAGUGAUCAAGGCGACAGGCGAACUGCAGAGGAGCGCAGGUUGCAGUUCUGGUCUUAGACAACCCGGAUCUGCAGAUCGUCUGACAGGUUUUGAGCAGUUGAUCUCAGCCUUGCCAGGUUUCAAGCCCGGUGCGAAGCAACAAUUCGAAGGGAAACUGAGGCGAUUCGUUUGUGUUCCUGGUGUGGCGGCUGAGCUCGCUCGAAUCCGCAUGCUGGAGCGGGAGCAGAUCGCUUUGGAAGAAGCAACGAAGAGCAGGGCGGAGCUCCAAGAGGCCAUGUCGAAGAUGAGAGCAGAGCUGUCUGAGCGAGAAGAGAGGUUGCACCAACGGGAAGACGGUCUUCGAGCGAAGGAACUCGAGCUGGAAAAGAAAGCUGUGGAGUGGCAAGAAACUGCCCAAAGAAUGAUUGACGAAGAACGACAGCUUGAGACUGAAAAACUGCGAAACCCACUGCAGACCAGUGGAGGUGAAAGGCCAGCCUUUCCAGAUGAUGGUUUGAGAAGAGAUUUGUGGAUAAACGCAGUCCAAAGAUUGCAGGAUGAGAUCUUGUCUGGAUUCAGCUCGGACGAUAGUUCCGUGGAACAAAAGGCCGUAGACUUCCAAGUGGGAGAGCUGCAGCGCGAAGCUUGGGAGCAGAGCAUGCACCGAGCCAGACCAUUCGACUGUUCUUUGAGGCAAGAGAAACUUCGCUUGAGCUCAGAGGAGAAGGACCAGAAUGGUGGUGCAUGGAGCAAAGUUCCAACAUGGGAUGGCUCACCGCAGACAUGGCGGAGCUUCCAACGGGAGAUGAUGUGGUGGCAGAGCGCUUUGGAUUUGGAGGCGGCACGUUGGCUCCUACGCCAAAGUGGAGUUGUCCGCCAACGUGGUGAGGAAUUUACUCCUCAGGAAUUGGCCUACCAGAAGGAAGUUCGAGGACCUGAUCCUGGAGAUGGACAAGGAGAUGUGGUGCUGACGGCUGAGGACCCCUUGAGUGGACUGAAGAAACGGAUGAAAGCCCUUGAGGGCAUCAAUGGUCGUACUGACCUGGACAAGGAGGGUGAACUUAGGAACCAGUUCUACAUCGACUGCAAGAGGCGUCCAGACCUGAGGACAGAAGGUGUGACGCUGCCCACAGGUGAGGUUGGUUGGCUCUUCAAGCAGAAGCUGGGCCUGGAUGCAUUACGACUUCAACUUUUGGAGACUGCAUUAGCUGGAGCUGAGGGUUAUGAAGAAACUGAACGUGAAGUCUUGAGGCUUUUCAAAGAUGUGCGCUCUCAAGACCCCUUAGCCCGAAAAGUUGCUGAUGGGAACCGAGGUCCACCUUUGCUGAACCGUUUUCUCAACCAAUCCUCAACUGCCAGCAGACCUUCUUCCUAUGCUCCCUCUACGGCAAGUUCUGCUCCUAGGUCUUUCGGAUCUACCUCUUCUGCAGCAUCUCAACGUUCCUCACAGCCUUUUAGGAAGUUUGGAAGCCAUCAGAAGCAAGCCAUGGUUUCUGAAGUGGAAGAAAAAGAGCCGGCGGAAGCUGACGAGCAUGCUGAAGCACUUGCAGCCGAGCUUGAUGACGCUGCUGAGCUCCGCAUUGAUGCCGAGACCUUGCAAGAGGUGGAGGAGUGUCGCAAGCCGGGUGCGAAACUUAGAAGAAAGCCGAAGCAAGUGCAGAUUGCUGAGGCCAUGACCACAGAGCACAAUGUGAGCGAAAGCCCUGCUGCAGAAGAAGAAGCGCAUGAAGUUUUGACAGUUGCCGUCCUGCCCUUGUCCCAAUCUCUGGCGGCUGCUGUCGAAGAGUCGCACAUGAAGCCCAAAGAGGUGAACUUGUCUGCCAUUGGCCUCACAGCGGACAAAAGAUUGGUUGGCGCGUUGGACUCUGCAUGCAACCGCGCCUGCACUGGUCCUGAUUGGCUUCAUGGUUACCUCAAAAGUUUGCAAAAUGACUCUUGCUUCUUGCUGGGAAGAGAUUUUUUGGAAGCAGUUGGAGCAGACAUUUCAUUUUUGCGACUUGAACUGCGAUGUGAACGUUUGGAUGGCCAACCCAUUGCCCUCAAGCAGCUCUCUGCAGGUCACUACCAGCUGCCUUUGGUGCCAACUUCAUGGCCUACCGUAGGGACACACAGAUGGAGGAGAAUGGGUCCUGACGGUGUUGUUGAGUGGCAAAUGGAUGCAAAGAGUUGGUUUGGUCAUUGCAUGAAAGGUUCAAAGGCUCCAAAGGUUUCCAAACAUGACCACAUGCUCACUGAGAAAAGUUUGGAAGUUGGAAAUUUGGUUUGCACGGUGAUGACAGCUACACCGCGGCAACCUGUGGUUCAAGCACCUGACAUGCGUCCCUCUGCUAUGCGAUCUCAUACGAUGACACCUAGCACCACGAGCACUACGACCAGAGAAGCACAGCAUGGACGCAAAAGACCGCCUGCAGCCUCAAAGGUGGAGAAGAAUGGUGAUGUGGCUCAAAGAAAGAGCCAUGUGGGCCGCAAAGGGCGUGCUCCUUUGGCUUUUGCAAAGGCCCUACUUGCGUUGGCUGCCCUUGCCGUAUCCUGCAACGGCCAGUCUGGAGAAGUGGAUGUCCCAGGCUAUCACCCAGGGGAGCGCGUGCACCUUCGCAAUCGCCUUGGACUUCAAGUGGCGUUCUGCGAAGAUCCUCUCCUGGAAGGCAUGUUGGAAGGAGUUGCAAUGAAGGGUAUGACAAAAGGUUUGAAGAAGGCUGCACAAGCCGAAGCUUUGGAAGCGGCCAAACAGGCCGGAAGCACGGAGAAGCGCGAGCAAGAGGCCCGGACGCUCAUUGGGCCGAAAGGAGGUCUUCCAACUUUGAGACGCGACCUUCUGAAGCUUGCCGCACUCUUGAGGGUGGAUAUCGCAGAGGACACGGUGGACACCAUCAAGGAAAAGGUCAAGCCUAUGGUCAACCUGCUGAAGGAGAAGCCCGUGCCAAAACUGACAGCCGUCAAGUCAGCUGCAGAGCCUCGAGGAGCCCAACCAAAGAGCAGCGCCAAGGAAGCGAGUGCUUCGUCGCUUUCAGCAGACGUGCGCCCGAUCUCCAACCUGACGGAGCAGCACGAGGCGCUGAAGGAGAUUGUUGGAAAGAUGGCCCAAGAGAUGCAAGUGCUGAGAAGCCUGCUGCCUGCCGGCGCCAUUGGCAAUCCCAUCGACCUGACCAUGGUGGAUGUGAAAACGGAGCCCUUCGAGAUGUCGGAGGAAGAGAUGGCAGCAGCGAUGGAGGACGUCUAUGCAGAGCGCUUGAUGGCAACCUAUGGAACCAACGAUCCAGAUCAGCUGAUGGCGGACGGAGUGGGGCUGCACGAGAUCAGCACGAAGCCGAUAGACUUCGUACUUCGUGGGGGCCGACGCAUUCAUCAGAACCUUGUGGCCGAGCAUGAAGCUGAGAUGCGAAGCUUUGUCACGGAUGAGAUCUUCGUGCAACCCUUGAACCUCACUCACUCGUCCUAUGCCCUUGCUGAGAACAACGAAAACCAAGCCGUCGCAAAGAAUGUCAAGUUUUCUCAGAAUGCCAAGCCUUUUCAAAAUGCCAAGAUGCCUGCGAAUGACCAGCCUCUACUAAAGAAUGCCAAGCACACAAAGUAUGCCAACAAGCCUUUUCUGACUGAGGUUUACACCACCUCCCAGAACGUCACCAGAGAAGCUGCUCGCAGAGGCCACCGAGUUGGUGAUCCACUCAGCUUGGAGACAGGCUGGAACUUCCUGAUCCCUUCUCACCGUGAACAAGCCCUGCAGAAGAUCAAGACAGAAAAGCCAUAUUGUGUUGUUUUAGCAUUUCCCUGCGGUCCUUUCAGCCCUCUCCAACGUCUCAAUCAGAAGCAUCCUGAACGCCUAGCAGCUCGCCGUGAAGAAGGCCGAGUGCUCAUGGAGUUUGCGUUGGAGGUGGCUAGAUUGCAGAUGAGUGCGGGGAGGCAUUGCAUUUUGGAAAACCCCAGACCCAGCGAAGAAUGGAUUGAACCUUUGAUGCAGAAGUUUUUGGAGGAAAUGGAAAUCUAUGUUUCAAACUUUGACCAGUGCCAAUUCAACCUGCGCAGCCUGGAAGGCAUGUUCCACAAGAAGCCUACCCGAGUUGCAUCUUCGAGCUCAAAGGUCUGCCAAGAACUGCAUGGAUGGAUUUGCAAGCGUGAUCAUGUUCACGCUCCUGUGAUUGGUGGGACUCGAGGUACUGCUCAUGCGGGCAUUUAUCCCAAGCCCCUGGCAUGCGCCAUGGUACGGGGACUCGAGAAACAAUUUGAGUCAGAUUUUGCAUGUCGAGAAGUUUUUGCGUUGGAUGCUGGAGAGGAUGCGGAGGAGGAACUUGCCUUCGAAGGUGCUGGAUUUUCAAACCUUCGAGGCGAUGAUGAUGGCUCUGAUCAAGUCACAAUCCCUGCCAAUGUGCGGGCCGCUGUUUUGCGCUUGCAUCAGAACACUGGACAUCGUUCUGGAAAGCGUUUGGCUCGUGCCCUUGCCAUUGCUGCUUCUUUGCCUAUGCCUCGUGACAUGGGUGACCAAGUUCACAUCGACUUGCUGGAGAUUGAAGAUGUGAAGGAGCAGAAGUUUUUCGUGGCACAUGCAACAGACCAUGCCACGAGAUUUCAACUUGCUGAGGUCCUGCCGGACAAGAGCACCAAGUCUGUUUUGAAGUUUCUCAACCACAAAUGGCUGGCUACUUUUGGACCACCAAGAGUUUUGGUUUGUGACCAAGGCCGUGAGUUCAUUAGCUGGGAGAUGGAAGAAUGGGCAAGCUCUCACACUGUCAUGCUUCACCACAUAGCUGUACAAGCUCCGUGGCAGAACGGCAUUGCAGAGCGAAACUUCACUUCUCCAGACAACUUCGUAGAGCAGAACUUGCCAGGUCUCGCAACCCAACAACCGAAGAAAUUCCUGAACCUGGCAGCAUUUGCUACUUCUAGACCUCUGCGCUACAACAACAAGACAUCAGCCAGCAGAAAGAAGUUGACCUUGAAAAGAUGGCAUGGACCUGCGCUGCUGGUUGCAACUGAAGGCACUUCUUCUGCCUAUCUCUCCUACAAGGGCCAGCUCACCAAGUGCGCUUUGGAGCAUGUGCGCGUUGCGUCAACUAUGGAACAGAUUGCUGCCGACAGCUGGCAUGAAGUAAUCGAUGAAGCCAUUGAAGCGGCACAACACGAUUUGACUUUGCGUGGUGCUGCAAUGGCUGGGGCACCCAAUCCACCUGACGAUGGACUUCGCGAUGGAUUUCGAGGUGAUGGGUUGCAGAAAUCAGUAGAAGCUGCUCCAAAGACUCCAGCAUUUUUGCCUUCCGUGAUGCCUGGAACUCCGACUGCACCUCCACCUACCCUUGGCGAUGACUUGCCACCGGUGCAGCCACAAGAAAAGAAGUUGCUGGAGCUCUUCAACAAGCAGCAUCUGUGCCUAGCUAGCACUGUCUCUGUGGGUGAAGAGCCUGCCUCUGGCUCAAGGAAGCGAUCUUUCAGUGGACCCCCCUUAGGUCGUGGCGUACUUUCCAGCGCCAUUGAGAAAGCACAGCGCAUCAGUGAACCCAGUAGAGUCAAAAGAGCACCUGAAGUGUCAACUGAGACUCUUCAAGCGGGUGGCGAAUCUGAGACACCUGUGCCCGCUUCGGCAGAUGGCCGCCUCUUUGAUUGCAGUGUGGUUUCCAAAGAAGAUGUUUUGGCCAGUUUGGGCGAUCCUAGUGUGCAUCCUUUGGUGAACAGAUAUCAUCAAGCCUGCAUCGAUCGACAGCAACCUCUUGAAAGUCGUGCCGAUGAUCAUGGUUCAUGGGAUGGACGCUGGCCGAUGCCAUCCAGAAGUGAGUGGCUCUUGCAUGAGCGACUUGGCAUCCAAUGGCCCAAGGGUCAAACUGAGCUGGAUGAACAUGAAAGCCUUGCAGUACAAGCGCGCAAGGAGUACUGUUGGAAGUCUAUGGAUGAUGCAGCCAAGAAAGCUUUUCAUGAAGCAGGAAGCCUGGCAGAUCUGGCCAGACAACAAUGCAACAAUGAGAACCACAAGCUCCUCACGCCACGCUAUGUCUUCACAGACAAGAACGAACCCCUGCGCACGAAGAACCAUCCUCUUCCUCUACGAGCCCGAGCUCGCAUUGCGGUCCCUGGAUUUAACGACUUGCUGGCUUACACUCAGAAAAGAUGCUCCUAUGGGAUCCAGGGUGACUACAAUGUGAAGAAGAUGGGCAGACGCCGUGCAUGGAGGUUGAUGGCGGCUGACAUCAAAUCGGCAUUCAUGAAAGGAGAGUUCUUUGAUGACGAUCGCGAGCUGUACGUGGAGAACGUUCGCAAUCCUCAAGAACCUCAACUGCCAUUUCCUGGUUUGGUGCGAAUCAGGAAAGGCGUCUUUGGACUUAGCGACGCUCCACGAAUGUGGUAUCUCCGCCUCAACAAAGCCUUACUGGCACAAGGCUGGGAACGCAGCCACAUGGACUUUGCUUGCUGGCUGUUAUGGUCUGAAGACCGCACCUACCUGGAAGGGAUCAUCAUAUACCAUGUCGACGACCUCUUGCUUGGAGGAACAAUCGUCGCGCAGCAGAAGAUGCUUGAGCUUGGCAAGGAGCUUGGUUUUGGAUCUGUUUCCUAUGACAGCUUCACCUACUGUGGAAAGAAGAUUGAACAGCUGGAGGAUGGAACCUUUCAGAUCUCCAUGAAGGAGUACCACGAGAAUUUGAAGACAGUUGCAAUCCCUGUUCACCGCAGAUCGCAACCUGAUUCUCCUUUGACUGAACCUGAACGUCGACAACUACGUGCCCUCCUUGGAUCUAUGCAAUGGCUGGUUGCGCAACUACGUUUUGACAUGGGCUACUUGUUGUCAACCCUUCCGGGAGAAGCUCCAUUGAAGACCUUGCAGAAGGCCAACCUCCUGGUGAAACAGUUCAAGCAGCACCCUGAACUUGCCCUCACCUUCAAACCUUUGUGCUUGGAGAACGCGGGCAUCAUGGUUGUAACAGACGCCUCGCUUGGCAAUGUUACGAAGCUGGGUGGAGCCGAAGGAAGCCUGAUGGAGAAGGUCUACAGCCAGAGAGUGCAUACUUUGUUUUGCUGGCUGACCGAGAUCUACUUUCUGGCAAAGAAGUUGCAAGGAACCGAAGAAGCUGCAGAUGUCGGAAUUUUCUGCCGUGGUCUCUUUGCCAACUUCCUGGGCUAUCCUAUGAAUCAGCGACGUGCCCUGGAUGCUAUCUGCGCGAUCCCUCUGGCUUUGGUGACUGAUGCCAAAGAUGUUUACGACAAGGGAACGUCGGACACACCGACGUAUGGAGCUCAGAAAUCCCUGGCAUUUACAGUGGCAUGGUUGCGCGAUGUUCUGGCACAACCCAACACCAUGUUGAAAUGGACGGCCACCGAAAACAUGUUCGUGGACUGUGACACGAAAGAUAUGGAUCGUGAUCACAUGCACCGAAUUUUGAAGAGCGGACGUUGGAGCGUGGUCUACAACCAGGACUUCGUGAAGCAGAAGACGAGCAAGCGCUCUACGAAAGCUGCUGCUGGCGCCUUGCAGAUGAGCCUGAGCGGAGAACCUUUGGGUGAAAAGUCACCUAUUUUUCCGUUCUUGGCUCAAUUGAGUGCAAGCCCAGGUUGGCACCACAGACAAGGUGUGGUGAUCAAUGUAGCUAGAAAUGCCAGAUCCUUUAGGACUCCAACAGCGCGUUUCAAUUCCAAGGACUACCCAUUGCGUACGACAUAUGGUCGAUUUGACAUGCCUGACGGCCGAUCGCAGUGGAGACUCUUGGAAGAAUUUGAAAGGUAUGAGGAUGUACAGAACCCUCAUGCUUUACUUAGCUGUGCGGCAGCCAUAUUGAUCUCUGUGUUCAGGAGUUCUCUUGCCAAAGAAGAAUAUGAUCAGCUGAAGAAUCCUGCCAUUGCCAAGGAACAUUCACCUGAACACUCACUUCACCUGCCGCUGCCAUUUUGUAUCAAUGCCCAUUUCAGGCCUUACGCCAAAUACGCUACGCAAUGGCUGCGGGAAAAAGCUUGCUGCGUGAACUGCCUGCGAGAGUUCACAUCAAUGAUAAAGGAUGUAACAGACGAGUCCCACCAGAAUGAGGCCGAACCCUUGCUCCUUGCCCACGAGUCUUGA
This is a messenger RNA of Cladocopium goreaui, 8106 nucleotides long. The record is from the annotation of a GenBank genome assembly. NCBI's taxonomy places the organism in Eukaryota, Dinophyceae, Suessiales, Symbiodiniaceae.